GUAAGGGAAAAAAGGUUAAAAAAGGUAAAGUUGCUUGCCACAUACACAUAUCCCAAAUGGCCACCGGAAAAUUCUUCCAAGAAGUAGAGGUACCUCAGCAAAAAUCUCAAAUCCAAAACCAUCUUCUUUUCCCGGCUGUUUUAUCUCCCGCUGCUACUGAUUCAUCAGUAUGUGUUUUGGAAGACGCGAUUAGAGCCGAAAAGGCAUGGCUAGAGUGUCUUCUGAAUGAACGAGGUGCUAUUCUGUUUCGAGGCUUCCCUGUUACCUCUCCCGAUGACUUCAACGACGUCGUUGAAGCUUUCGGUUACCCAGAAGCAAUCUAUGUGGGUGGCCGAGCUUCUCGAACCAAAGUUGUUGGCAGAGUUUACACUGCAAAUGAAUGCCCUCCUCAUAUGGGAAUUCCUUUCCAUCAUGAAAUGUCUUACGUUCCAGAUUUCCCUACCAAACUGGUUUUCUUUUGCGAAGAAGAACCAGGAAAAGGUGGGGAAACCCCAAUAGUUUUGAGUCAUAUCAUUUAUGAAAGGAUGAAGGAGAAACACCCUGAGUUCGUGGCACGGCUAGAGGAGCAUGGAUUGACAUACAUCAAAUUCGCAGGUGAUGAGGACGAUCCAUCAUCCUUCACAGGCAGUAGCUGGAAAUCAGCAUACAAGACUGAUGACAAAAGUGUUGCCGAGGAAAGGGCAGCUAAGCUGGGAACAAAGCUAGAAUGGAUGGGGAAUACUGCAAAAGUUAUAACAGGUCCAGUACCAGCCAUCAGGUUUGAUAAAGAGAGUGGCCGAAAAACAUGGUUUAACAGUCUUUCAGCUAGUUAUAGUGGCCCUGCAAGUGAGAAAGGUUCUAACAGGAAUACAACAGUGGAGCUUGGUAAUGCAGACCCUAUACCUGAUGAUGCUAUGGAAGACUUGAUGAAAAUCCUGGAAGAAGAAUGUGUUGCGAUACCUUGGAAGAAAGGUGAUGUCUUGCUUGUUAAUAACUUGAUGGUUCUUCAUAGCCGACGACCACUACUAAAGCCACCCCGUCGUGUGCUAGCUUCCCUUUGCAAGUGAUUGGAAAUUUAAAGAAGUUCUAAAGGAAAUGUCAAAGUUAUGUUAUAUAGUUUUAUAAAGAUAAAGAUAUUUAUUAAACUGUUAAUUAUACUAACUAAUAAGGCCAAGAUGACUCUGUGAUUUUA
This is a messenger RNA of Erigeron canadensis, 1171 nucleotides long. RefSeq names its product clavaminate synthase-like protein At3g21360. The transcript is spliced from 3 exons. Gene Ontology annotation, molecular function: oxidoreductase activity. NCBI's taxonomy places the organism in Eukaryota, Viridiplantae, Streptophyta, Magnoliopsida, Asterales, Asteraceae. The record is from RefSeq and is a predicted model, not a curated record. The coding region runs from base 57 to 1046 and encodes 329 amino acids.